Asparagus officinalis (garden asparagus) is the source of this 1407-nucleotide messenger RNA. RefSeq names its product cell wall protein IFF6-like. The coding region runs from base 73 to 1167 and encodes 364 amino acids. The record is from RefSeq and is a predicted model, not a curated record. The transcript has 5 exons. Lineage: Eukaryota; Viridiplantae; Streptophyta; Magnoliopsida; Asparagales; Asparagaceae.
AGAUAUUGCUUACGAAACCACAAGCUAUAACUGAAAUAUCCAUACUGUGUUCUUUCUUCAAGCAAAGGAACCAUGGCUGAUGAAUCAAUUGUCGCUGGAUUAGAGAAAGUUCAGGUUGAAGGAACUCAACAAACCGAAAACGCAAAGGCAAGUGAGGAGAAAACUGCUGCCCCUGGGAAAAUUCAAUGUGAUAGCUCUAAUUCCAGCGGUGACUCUGGAUCGGAAAGUGAGAAAGAUGCAUCUAAAGUGACGGGAGGUAGUCAAGAGAAGAAGAAGAAGAAGAAAGCACUGAAGAAGGCAAAGAAAACAAAGGCGACUAAGAAAAAUGGGGAAGGUAAUAGCGCAACUAAUAAGCUCCAAUGUCACAGCAGCAGCUCUGACUCUAAAUCUGGGUCUGGAGGUGAUAGCAGUGGCUCUGAGUCUUGCUCUGGAGAUGACUCCAAAUCUGAAUCGAGAUCUGCAAACAAACAUUUGGAAGAAUUAAAGAAAACAGAGAAAAAGAAGGGUCUAAUUGAGAAAAUAAGAGAAAAACUUAGCCGAACAAAAGAAGAAACUGCUGAAAUUUCCAAUGAACUGAAUUUGAAGAAGAAAGAAGAAGACAAGCAAAAUCUUGUUAAACUCCAAUGUGAUAGUUCUGACUCUAGUAGUGACUCUGGCUCUGAAUCUUGUUCGGAAAAUAAGAAAAAUAAGAAGAAAGUGAUGAAGAAUAAGAUAAAGAAGAAAGCAACCAAGAAAAACAAGGGAGAGGAGAAAACAGAUGAUAAUCUCCAGUGUCAUCACAGUUCGGACUCGAAUUCUGGCUCUGGUGAUGAUAGCAGUGGCUCUAAAUCUGGCUCAGGAGAUGAUAGCUCUGGGUCCAAAUCUGGCUCUGGAGAUGACUCCAAAUCUAAUUCUAGCUCUGCAAGUGGCAAGGAAAAAUCUAAAGUAACAGGAGCCAACAAAGAGAAAAUGAAGGGACAAAAGAUGAAGAUGAAGGAGAAUCCAAUCGAGAAUAAGGUAGAGGAACAUCAAGCUGCAAUGGCUGAACAUGAGAUUUCAUAUGAAAAGAAAGAAAUUAAGGAAGGCCAAGAUGAAGGAGAGAAAGCAAAAGAGAGUGAAGAGAAGAAAAGCAUGUUUGGAAAAAUCAUGGACAAGCUGCCUGGAUACUGCAAGAACAGUGGUGAAUGAAGUGAGAGUGCCAUUAAUAUAUACUACUAUAUUAUUACAUACCUUAUAUUUAUUAUGUUUUUAAUAAUUACGCAUGUUGGUGCGUAUAUGUAUGUAUCUAUGUAAUUUGGGAUGUUUGGUUGUAUGAUUUUCCUUCUUUCGGUGUGAUGUGCAUUUAAGCAGUCUUUGACAGUAAACAAUGUACUCCUUUAUUAUGCAAUUCUACGAAUAAAUAUAUUGCUUGUUUAAUUAUUUUUCUUC